Molecule: messenger RNA, 1299 nt
Organism: Tarenaya hassleriana
Lineage: Eukaryota; Viridiplantae; Streptophyta; Magnoliopsida; Brassicales; Cleomaceae
Product: E3 ubiquitin-protein ligase BOI-like
Exons: 3
Coding region: 189-1127 (312 amino acids)
Biological process (GO): regulation of programmed cell death
Molecular function (GO): ubiquitin-protein transferase activity
Source: RefSeq, a predicted model, not a curated record
AUUGGAAAAAAAGGAUGGUCUUCCUAUUCUCUCUCUAGAAAAUGCCUCAAGAUCUCCCUUUCUCUUUCUCUCUCUACCUUAAAUAAAACCCCCCAUAGAUUUCUUCACCAGUCGCCACACCAAUCCUUCUCCUCAAUCUCUCUCUCUCUCUGUGAAGAGUCUCUCUCGAAGCUCAAGAAACGGUAUCAAUGGCUGUCGAAGCUCGGCAUAUGAACAUUUUCCCUCAGUUGAUAAUGAACAGAGAAUGCGUUAAAUCACAAGCCAAUAUGAACCAUGCCCAGAUGGAAUUCGCCGGAGUUCCAGCGACGAACGUCGGCAUGGGGACGUACGGACAGUCCCUCGCCGUUGAUCCCGCCGUCAUCGCGGCUGCGAAAGCCUGCUUCAACAAAUCAGACAGUGGUGUCACGUACAACGUUAAUCCCUCUCCCGUUCCGAGAAAACGCUCCCGAGAUUCUGCGUUCUGCGACUCUGACGCUCUCCUCGCGGCUCAGAACCGCAGGCCCUCCGCGUUCGGGUCGCUGAUCGACCAAGAACUUGCGUCUCAGAUCCAACAACAGCAAUCGGAGAUCGACCGGUUCGUGGUUCAGCAGACGGAGAAGCUGAGGAUGGAGCUUGAAGAACGUCAGCGGGCACAAACGCGGAUACUGGCGUCGGCGAUUCAGAACGCCGUAGCCAAGAAGCUCAAGGAGAAAGACGAAGAGAUCGUGCGGAUGGGGAAACUCAACUGGGUCCUACAAGAGCGCGCGAAGAGCCUCUACGUCGAGAACCAGAUCUGGCGAGACCUGGCUCAGACCAACGAAGCCACCGCCAACACCCUUCGAGCCAACCUGGAACAGGUCCUCGCUCAGGUCGACGGCGCCGCAGUCGAAGACCACCGUCCGUCCGCCGCAGCAGCCGUAGAAGAGGACGCGGAGUCCAGCUGCGGGAGCUGCGGCGAAGAUGAUGAAGGCGGGAGGAAGGCGGAGGUGCGGGGAGGGUGCAGGCGGUGCGGGGAGAGGGAAGCGAGCGUGUUGGUAUUGCCGUGUCGGCAUCUGUGUCUGUGUACGGUCUGUGGUUCAGCUCUGCUACGUGCAUGUCCCGUCUGCGAUACGGUCAUGAACGCUAGUGUACAUGUUAACAUGUCUUGACCACCUUCCCUUUUUCCCCCCAAAUUUUUUUGUUUUUUUUUUUAUUUUUUCUCGUCAGGGAAAAAGGAUAAUAGAAAUGUGAUUUUUUUUUUUACAUUUUGAGAAAAUAGAAAUAUCAUUGAUUCCCUUUGUUUGUAAAGUAGUUUAUUUUGUAAAGAGGGUUUUAAUUUUA